GGAGAGCAUGUUUUCCCCAGCGUUGAGACAGCCAAGACCAGGCGAUGAGCCAUUCGCAUUGGUGCACCAGAUAGAGAAAGGAAGAGGAGCACGAAGUCGUCCCGGCGCAGGAUCAUGACAGAAGGACGCUCUGGGCCCGGCAGACUGAGAGAUAUAGACCCAGUCCUGCCCGGUUCCGCCGGACACUGGCAGUCUUUGGCAGUCUUUGCGAGGCAGAUCGCCCGGGAUCAAUCGUGCAUACUUUCAUCGUUGACAGCCAUCCGAAGCGCACUAUGGCUGAUGAGCCCGUGUACAAUGCGAGCAUCCCGGACGGCGGGAAUCCAUUCGAGGUAGACGUCAACGCCCCCUUCGUCGGGUUCGAAUACCACUAUGUCUAUCUGGCCCUGUGCACUUUCGUCGUCUUCGUCAUUAUCCCUGGAAUCGGAUUCCUGUACAGCGGUCUGGCCCGGAGAAAAUCAGCGCUGGCGCUGCUCUUCCAGUCCUUUACGAUCCUCGCCGUGUCAGUAUCCGUCAAGUGAAGAGUCGCUGCACCCAUGGCUGACAUCGUCACAAGCUCCACCUUCCAAUGGAUGUUCUGGGGCUAUUCUCUAGCAUAUUCUCGAACUGCGGGCUCGUACAUUGGAAAUCUCAGGAACUUUGGCCUCAUAGAUGUUGGCGUGGCCCCGUCGCCUGGCUCUCCUUAUAUCCCCGAGAUUUUGUUCUGUCUCUAUCAACUCCUGUUCUGUGCGUGCACGGUCAUGAUUGUCGUCGGAGGAGCCUUUGAACGCGGAAAUAUCAUCCCGUCAUUGAUCUUCAGCUUCUGCUGGGCCACGAUCGUCUACUGCCCUAUUGCCUGCUGGACGUGGAACGCCAACGGGUGGCUCUAUAACCUGCCCGCACUCGACUUUGCCGGAGGCGGUCCGGUCCAUAUUGCGUCGGGAUGCUCUGCACUGGCCUAUGCCAUGAUCCUUGGGAAGCGCAAGCAUGUUGGAGAACCGGCGCAUGGCAAACCUCACAAUACCACAUUGGUCGUUCUAGGAACGGUCUUGAUCUGGUUCGGGUGGUUUGGAUUUAAUGGCGGCUCGACUAUCUUCCUCAGCGUCCGUUCCUUGGUUGUUCUAUUCAACACCAACACGGCCGCCUGCACCGGUGUCCUCGGCUGGGUCCUGGUUGAUAUGAUCAAACAUCGAGGCAAAUUCUCUGUCGUGGGUGCCUGCGAGGGCGCCAUCGCCGGUCUCGUAGGUAUCACGCCUGCUGCCGGUUUCGUCUCCUUCUGGCUGGCCGCGGUCAUUGGUUUCAUCACGGGGAUCGUCUGCUCGGGGUUGCAGAACGUUAACGACUGGCUGCAUGUCGAUGAGGGCAUGGAUGUUUUCAAGCUCCACGGCAUCGGCGGGAUGGUGGGCUCCUUCUUGACCGGUCUCUUUGCGAAUGCGAAAGUGGCUUACCUGGAUGGUGCGACGGAAGCAGCCGGUGCCAUCAGCGACAACGGCAUCCAGGUUGGAUAUCAAUUGGCUGCCAUCUGCGCUGAAGCCGGCUACUCGUUCGUCAUGACAUGCGCUCUCUUGCUCAUUCUGAAGUACAUUCCAGGCAUGAACCUACGAGUUCACGAAGAACACGAGAUGAUCGGCCUGGACCGCGCCCAGUUUUUUGACGAGCAAAUCGGAGACUGGACCAUGUUUGAGAACACUCCCGGUCUCUUGUCUCAGCAGCCCGCGGAGCCAGAGCCAGGGGUAGUCAUCCCGCCGGCCAAGGACGUCAGCAGCAGGGACGGAUCGGACACUGAGAAGUAGUAGACUGUCUUAUAUCACUUUUAGUUGACAAUUUAUAUAACGAUAUCCCGGGGACGCUGUCCAUAUUGUACGGCUGCUAAGUUCGCAGUCUCGUGCAUAAAUAUCCGAUCACAUCUAUUGUCAGGGCAGCGAAAAACCGGCGAAGCUCCAAGCGCCGAGUUGACCUUUUAGCACGUUGUACAAAGUCAGCAAUUAGUCCUAUUAGAAUAAGGACCCUACAUUUACCCCCAUCCUAGUAUAUCGGAUUAGUUCACAUAUUGGCCAUGCGUUUCAUCAUCCUUGCUACUAGCUGAUAUUGAUGGUUCAUUCACAAAAAGAAUUCAAUCUAUGUACUAAGAGCUAAACCAUUUGAAG
Molecule: messenger RNA, 2123 nt
Organism: Monascus purpureus
Lineage: Eukaryota; Fungi; Ascomycota; Eurotiomycetes; Eurotiales; Aspergillaceae
Source: the annotation of a GenBank genome assembly